GGAGCUGGUAAUGGCUGACCCCGGCUUCGGCACACAUGACGACAUGACCGAUGCCCGCAUCUUAGCCGGAUCAAGCAUCACCUCCACUUUUCGGCCGGGGUCUCACCCGUAUGCUCGGUGUCCCUGGUCCACCGUCCACGUCCACGACUAGGAGAUGUCAUGGAGGAUCUGGAAAGACAUGGGCAAGGAUAUGAGGAGCUACAAAAGGGUCCCCUCUCCUGGACCCUGGGUCGUGUUCUCCAGUUCCGUCUCUCUCUCUCUCUCUCUCUCUCUCUCUCUCUCUCUCUCUCUCCCCACAGACAUCAGGUUGCAACAUUCUCGACGCGCCGGCUCUUCAUCUGACGACCUUGCCAUUCGCAAAUCUCCUGGUCUGCGACUAAUAGACUGCGAGUGUCUCACUGCCUCCUCCUCGCCAUGACCUUUCUCCGGACUGCUGCACUCGCGCAGCUCCUGCUCACCGCCCUGCCACCCGUUCUAUCGCAGGGAUGCCACGGUCCCCCGGAGUCUCGUCUCGGCGCCGUUGCCUCCGAGUGCGAUAUCUGCAGCGGAAUUGGCACCCGUCUCCUCCAGGAAGGCGGUAAUGCCGUCGACGCCGCCGUCGCUACCACUUUCUGCGUCGGCACCGUCGGCAUGUACCACAGCGGUCUCGGUGGCGGUGGCUUCCUCGUCGUCCGCUCUCAAAACGGGUCCUACGAGUAUGUCGAUUUUCGUGAGAGGGCGCCGGCGGCUGCCUACGAGGAUAUGUAUGUCGACGAUCCGGGCCAGAGCCUUUGGGGUGGUCUCGCCAGCGGUGUGCCUGGCGAGGCAAGAGGCUUGGAAUACGUCCACUCAAAAUAUGGCGCCCUGCCCUGGAAAGAUGUUCUGGCGCCCUCUAUACAGUUGGCUCGCUUCGGCUGGGAGGUCAACCAAGACCUCAUCUACUACAUGAAUGCCGUUGGCGGCGAUUUCCUGACCGACGACCCAACCUGGGCCAUUGACUUCGCUCCUCACGGGAAGCGCCUGGAGCUCGGUGAAACCAUCACGCGCAAGCGGUAUGCGAACACUCUCGAGGCCAUUGCCGAGGGCGGCGCCGACGCUUUUUACAACGGCGCCAUCGCCAACGCCACCAUCGCCGCCCUGACGAGGCUCAACGGCACCAUGGUCCUCGACGACCUUCGGAAUUACACCGUCACACUGCGUCCCACCGCCGAAAUUACCUACCGCGGGUAUAAGCUGACCAGUGCCACGGCGCCGUCCAGCGGCAUCGUCGUCUUGAGUGCCCUGAACGCCGCCGACGGCUUCGACGGCUUCGGCGACCCGGACAAUGUCAACGUGACGACCCAACGCCUUGACCAGGCCACCAAAUUCGCAUACGGCAUGCGCUCCUCGCUGGGCGACCCCCUCUACGUAGACGGACUGUCCGACUACAUGAGAAGCAUGGUCUCGCCCCAGACCGGCGCCGAGGUCCGCUCCAAGAUCUCCGACACGCGCACGUACAACACGUCGUACUACGACCCUUCGGGUCUAGAGUCGCUCGACACCCCCGGCACCGCCCACAUCGUGGCCGCCGACCACACCGGUCUCGCCGUCUCCCUGACGACCACCAUCAACCUCCUCUUCGGCUCGCAGGUCAUGAUCCCCGAGACGGGCGUCAUCAUGAACAACGAGAUGAACGAUUUCAGCAUCCCCGGCGUCACCAACGCCUUCGGCUACGAGCCCAGCCCGUCCAACUUCAUCCGGCCCGGCAAGCGACCGCUCAGCUCCAUGUCGCCCACCAUCGUCGAGACGGAGGAGGGGAAGGUCUACUUCCUCAUCGGCGCCGCCGGUGGGAGCCGCAUCAUCACCUCGACCAUCCAGAACAUCCACCACGUCAUCGACAACGAACUGAACGUCGCUGAUGCCCUAGCCGAGCCCCGCUGGCACGACCAGCUGACGCCCAACGAGAUGACCUUUGAGUGGGCUUUUGAUAACGCCACCGUCGCUCAUCUGAGGAACAUCGGCCACCAGGUCAGGUGGGUUGCUCCCGGUCAGAGUGCGGCCCAAGGUGUGCGGUUGUUGCGGAACGGGACCUUCGAGGCCGCCGGUGAGCCGCGCCAGGCCAACUCGGGCGGCUUUGCCGUAUAACGAACCCAAUGAUGGGGAAGAUGAAGGUGACGAAGACGAGAAAAAAAAUGAAGAUGGUGAAUAGUUAAUGUCUAAAUGAGGGAAAACUUUUCAUUCCAAAAACGGUUCAUAAUCACUACCCCGACCAUUCUCUUGGUCUGUGGUACCCGAGAAACGGCGACCGCCGGUGACAAUAUAUAUAGGUCCUGGUCGCCCGAGAUUGAGGGAUCUCCCUGACAUAUAUCUAUAAUCUUGCCGUGGCUUACGCCAUCCCGCCAGUGGAAACACAUAGCCAAGAUUCAAGAGAUCUUCUGAUGUACGAUAGCCGAUAGGGUGCAUCAACACCCAACCGCGAGUCCGCGUCUUCGACCCCUCCAUGCUAUGCCUUGCAUGCUGACGUUCUAAUUCUAAUACCGACCUUCCCGAUCAAGAUCACG
Molecule: messenger RNA, 2519 nt
Organism: Sodiomyces alkalinus F11
Lineage: Eukaryota; Fungi; Ascomycota; Sordariomycetes; Glomerellales; Plectosphaerellaceae
Product: gamma-glutamyltranspeptidase
Exons: 2
Coding region: 415-2103 (562 amino acids)
Biological process (GO): glutathione catabolic process
Cellular component (GO): plasma membrane
Molecular function (GO): glutathione gamma-glutamate hydrolase
Source: RefSeq, a predicted model, not a curated record